AUGGCUGACCUCCUCUCUCCCCCUCUCUCCCCCCCAGGCUUCCACCUCAGUGGCACCGUCACAGACCCGGCCUCCCCCUCCUCCCCCGAGCUGGUGUGUAGUGUCAGUGUGAGCUUCGACCGCUGUAAGAUCACGGCCGUCACCUGCUCCUGCGGCAACAAGGACAUUUUCUACUGCGCCCACGUGGUGGCGCUGUCGCUCUACCGCGUCCGCAAACCAGAGCAGGUGAAGCUGCACCUGCCCAUCUCAGAGACCCUGUUCCAGAUGAGCCGGGACCAGCUGCAGAAGUUUGUGCAGUACCUGAUCUCGGUCCAUCACACUGAGGUCCUGCCCACGGCCCAGAGACUUGCCGACGAGAUCCUGUCCCAGAACUCAGAGAUCAACCAGGUCCACGGGGCCCCGGACCCCACCGCAGGGGCCAGUGUAGACGAUGAGAACUGUUGGCACUUGGACGAGGAGCAGGUGCAGGAGCAGGUGAAGCUGUUCCUGUCCCAGGGCGGGUACCACGGCUCAGGGAAGCAGCUCAACCUGCUCUUCAGCAAGGUGAGGGAGAUGCUGAGGAUGAGAGACUCUAACGGAGCCCGGAUGCUGACGCUGAUCACGGACCAGUUCAUGUCGGACCCUCGUCUGUUGCUAUGGCGACAACAGGGGACCACCAUGACGGACAAGUACCGGCAACUAUGGGACGAGCUAGGUGCCCUGUGGAUGUGUAUAGUCCUGAACCCUCACUGUAAACCAGAACAGAAAACCAUGUGGCUUCGACAGCUGCGCAGAUGGAACUGUGUGGAUGUGUGUCCCUGGGAGGACGGUAACCACGGCAACGAGCUCACACCCAACCUCAGCCACAGCCUGCCCCAGGGCGGACACGGCCACCAAGAGUCCCGCUCUCACAGGACGGUCUUCACCAGAGCCAUAGAGGCCUGUGACCUGCACUGGAGCGACCGACACCUGCAGCACAUCAUGGCCAGUGACCUGUACGCAAACUACUGUUACCACGACAACCAGGAGGGGGCGCUGUUCGACGCCCGCGGCUGGCCCCUGUGGCACGAACACGUGCCCACAGCCUGUGCCCGUGUGGAUGCCCUCCGUUCCCAUGGUUACCCUCGGGAGGCGCUGCGUCUCGCCAUCGCCAUCGUCAACACGCUCAGGAGACACCAGCAGAGACAACUGGACCAGUUCAGGAGACACAAGAAAGAGCUGCUGCAGAAAGGCCACACCUCCAUCACCAACAUGGAGGGCUGGGUGGGCCACCCCCUGGACCCGAUCGGGACCCUGUUCAGCACCCUCACCGAGUCUGGGAGGGGGGGGGAGGAGGGCGCCCCCACCUGCCUGGACCUGUCCGGUACACCACCUUAUCACUGCUACUGCCAUGUUCUGUGUCAGACUGUUUACACAUGGACAGGGCUGACGCUAGCUGCUAACAUGCUAUAA
This is a messenger RNA of Knipowitschia caucasica, 1431 nucleotides long. Lineage: Eukaryota; Metazoa; Chordata; Actinopteri; Gobiiformes; Gobiidae. The record is from the annotation of a GenBank genome assembly.